GUGUUUAUUUCUACGGCGUUGGAUAUCAUUCUAACUAUAAUAUUAAUGCUUUGUUAUUUUAUAUAUCUAUAAAUAUAUUAAAAGUACUAAGUAUCGAUAGAAAUAAAUUUUGUCAACGUUAUCCUUACUUUAAGAUGGUAUUUCUAAAUUGAAUAGUUUAUAACUAAAAAUUCAUUAAAUCCAAGUAUGAAGCCUGUGAAUCAAGAACAAGUUACUCACAGGUCGGGUCCAACAAAGCAAGAUAACAAAAAACAUAAAACAGGACGGCAUAAGAGUAAAGGAACACUUGAUGUUUUAAAAAAAGGUCGUACAGCUCAACAUGCAGCAAAAUCUAAAGCUAACCAUCAGUUGGGUAGAAUUGAACGAAGAAAUCAAGCUAGACUUCAUCGUAAAAUUAAAACUGACAAUGUUAUAAAUGAAAAACGUAGAUCACUUAGUUUGCCUCACUUAGUAGCUGUUAUUCCAUUAAGUAACAAUAUUUUCACCAAUGAAAAAUUAAUUGAAAUUGUUAAUACAUUACAAAAUUCUGAUGUAAAACUUACUACUGCACAUGCUCCAGAAGGCUAUUCACAUUUAUGGAUUGAUCAAUUAAAACAAGCUUUUACUUUUGUUAGACCUGAUUGUAGUAGUAUAUUUGGACUUUUAGAUACUCUUAAAGUUGUAGAUACAAUAUUAUUUAUUGUUUCGGCAGAAAAUGGAUUGGAUCAAGAUGUUGAUUUACUUAUGACCUGUAUUUUAGCACAAGGUUUACCAUCUACUGUUGUUGCAAUAACAGAUUUAGAUAAAAUUCCUUUGAAAAAACAAAAUGAUGUUAAACAAUGUAUUCAAAAAAGUAUUGAAACUUGGUUACCUGAUGAAAAAAUCAGUAAAUUUGAUAAUAGCACAGAUAUUUUAAAUAUUUUGCGACGUAUUAAUUCUCAGAAAAAAAGAUCUAUAACAUUUAGAGACAAACGAGCACAUCUAUUAGCAGAAGAAUUGUCCUUUCUUCCUGGAAUUGAUGAUAAUUUUGGAACUAUGAAAGUAAGUGGAUUUUUACGAGGUCAAUCUCUUUCAGUAAAUUCCUUAAUUCAUAUACCUGGUUGGGGAGAUUUUCAAAUGAAACAAAUUGAUUUGGCUUCUAAUGAUUUUGUAAAAAGUUUUACUGGAAAAAGUAUACAACCAACUGUUUUAGAAACCGCUGAUCCAAAAGUUCAAGAAUCAUUAAUUAGUGAAAAUAUUCCUGAUCCAAUGGAUGCAGAACAGACAUGGCCAACAGAAGAAGAAAUACAAGAUGUUGAAAAUAAAUUAAAAAGUAAACGUAUGAUAAAAAGAGUGCCUCAAGGAAUGUCAGUUUAUCAAUCUGCGUGGAUACCCGAUGAAGAAUCUGAUGAUGAUGAUAUGAAUUCUGAUUUAUCUGAAAACUCUGAUAACUUUUUUUCAAUCAAGGAUGACUAUUCAGAUACAGAAAUGAAAAGUAUAUUAGAUGAUGAAAUGGAUACAAUGUCAGUUACUACUGUAGCUUCUGAAGCACCGAUAGAAUCUGAUAAAUAUGAUUUACAAUUUGAUAAAAAAGAAGAAGAAAAACUUUUAACUAAAUUAAAAGAAGCCAAAGCUGAUCAAAUGUUUCCAGAUGAAGUAGAUACUCCAUUUGAUUUACCUGCUAGAGUUCGUUUUGAAAAGUACAGAGGUCUUCAAUCAUUCCGCACUUCACCUUGGGAUGUCAAGGAAAACUUACCCAGUGAUUAUGGUAGAAUAUUUCAAUUUGAAAAUUUUGAUAGAACUAGGAAACGAGUUUUUAAAAACUUAGGAAAUCAAAACGGUGCAUUGCCCGAUUGGUAUAUUACUAUUUAUAUAGAAAAUGUACCUGCUACUAUGUUUCAUUCAAGAGAUGGUAGAAAUCCUGUUGUAAUAUUUGGUUUAUUACCUCAUGAACAAAAGAUGUCAGUGAUAAAUGUCAUAUUAAAGAGACCUACCUCUGUAGAAUUUGAGGAACCAAUAAAAUCUAAGACCAGUUUAAUAUUUCAGUGUGGUUUUCGUAGAUUUACUGCUGAACCUAUAUUUAGCCAACAUACUAAUGGGAAUAAAUUUAAAUAUGAAAGAUUUUUUCAUCAAGAUAAUAUUGUUGUUGCUACUAUGUUUGCUCCUAUAAUCUUCCCACCUUGUUCUGUCAUAGCUUUAAAGCCUUGUAAAGAUGGUUCAUAUCAAGUAAUUGGAAAUGGCAGUAUUUUAUCUAUAAAUCCUAAUAGAUUAAUAAUCAAAAGAACUGUUUUAAGUGGUCAUCCAUUUAAAGUUCAUAAGCGAUCGGCUGUUGUUCGAUUUAUGUUUUUCAAUAGAGAAGAUAUUGAAUGGUUUAAACCUGUCGAACUUAGGACAAAAUAUGGCAGAAGAGGACAUAUAAAAGAACCAUUAGGUACUCACGGUCAUAUGAAAUGUGGAUUUGAUGGACAAGUGAAAUCACAAGAUAUAGUUUGCAUGAAUUUAUAUAAGCGUGUAUUUCCAAAAUGGACAUAUGAUAAUUUUUACAAUGUUGAAAAAUAAAUAGUACUUUAACUUAUAAAAAUUAUUAUAGCUUCUUUCUA
Molecule: messenger RNA, 2558 nt
Organism: Daktulosphaira vitifoliae (grape phylloxera)
Lineage: Eukaryota; Metazoa; Arthropoda; Insecta; Hemiptera; Phylloxeridae
Gene: Tsr1
Product: pre-rRNA-processing protein TSR1 homolog
Exons: 12
Coding region: 187-2517 (776 amino acids)
Biological process (GO): maturation of SSU-rRNA from tricistronic rRNA transcript (SSU-rRNA, 5.8S rRNA, LSU-rRNA); endonucleolytic cleavage of tricistronic rRNA transcript (SSU-rRNA, 5.8S rRNA, LSU-rRNA); ribosome biogenesis
Cellular component (GO): nucleus; preribosome, small subunit precursor
Molecular function (GO): GTP binding; GTPase activity; U3 snoRNA binding
Source: RefSeq, a predicted model, not a curated record